This is a messenger RNA of Guillardia theta CCMP2712, 537 nucleotides long. RefSeq lists its product as hypothetical. Lineage: Eukaryota; Cryptophyceae; Pyrenomonadales; Geminigeraceae. The transcript is spliced from 6 exons. The coding region runs from base 1 to 537 and encodes 178 amino acids. The record is from RefSeq and is a predicted model, not a curated record.
AUGCGCAGACUGAAAGGAUGUUGGCGAGCAGGUGCGGCAGGGCAGGACGAUCGAGACUUCAAGGAGGUUCGCUUUGCGGACUCCCUGGGUCGGGACAGCUUUCGAGCCCCUUCCGACUUUGACGCGGAGUCGCCCAGCGAGACACCAAAGGAUGGUCAGGACUUCUUCGGAGAGGAUCCGAGGGAGGAGAAACGAGAGCCGGAGGAAGAGGAGGAGGGGAAGAGGGAGGAGAGAGAGGAGAGGAAGGAGAAGGAGGAGGAGGCGCUGCAGUGGGCAAGCUCUCAGCACGGCUACAAGAUGCUUAGCGCUGUUGACCGCCUAACGACCCCCCCCAUCAUCCCUCCUAGCCAGCAGGGUGAACCGUAUCAAGAUGGCAGAGAGGCUGCGGCGCAAGCACAGGAGGAGGCGUACGGCAUUUCACCGCAAGGGGAAGAUGACGAGGAGGAGGAGGAGGAUCUGGAGCUCAUCUAUGACCCCAUCCUGAACUGCUACUGGGACCCUCAGAACAACAAGUACUACGAGCUGAGAAACCCAUAG